AUGCUCGUAUUUCGAGAUUCUCAUACCAAGCUUACUGUCUCUCUCAUAAUGAUGCCGAUUUCGAUCAACAUUGCCGUCCAGAAGCCGCUCCCCGGGGUCGCGCCUGACACGACCAGCACCAAGACGGUUCAGCGGCAGUCCAUGCAACAGCCGGCAAAUCGGCUCAGGUUCGACCUGAAAUGCCGCUACUACGCAACUCGAGAUGAUAUUCCCCAGUGCUUGACAUCAUUGUGGAGGUAUCUGCUUCUCCCAAAGCACCAAAAACAACUGGCAGGAUGGGAGUUGCUGGGGAGAAGGUUGAGACGUGGGCAAAAUAUCGAGGACAAGACGCCGAAGAUUGUAUUUUUGGAAAUGAGGUUUGCUCAUAUUUGGCUGACCUACGACCAAAUGGGCGUUGCGAGACGUGCGUUUCUGGAUACUAUGGAAGCCCUUAGAGACAUCAUGUCAGGGUUGGCAAGGGCGAAUGCCGACGAGCGAGGCACUCUCGAUUGGAGGAAGGUUUUUUCGUUUGCCUGUCAUCCUCGCAUUGCCAGUGACUGUAAAAGGCCGUGGGGCAUCGAGCCAGCAGGAUAUUACUGUCACCCUCUCGAACAGGGUGGGCCAAGUGGUAGUGCGCAGAAGGCAACCCAGGAGCUUCUCCUCAAGUACAUGGAGGUGACAGAUCCCGUUUGUGGAAUGAAAUUGGCAACGACCUCGAGUUCCGUCGCCCUUCGAGAGGCUCGCAGGCGAGUUGACCGGAGCGACGACAACACACAACCUCUCUGGAAUGCCAUUAUGUUUUCUUCGGUUCUCGGGCCCAACCCUCUUCAGCUCGAUGUUGACUUGGCCGUCUUCACAACAAAGAAGGUCGUCAAGUGGUACGACGAGCUUCUUUCCUUGUCGUCUGAACGGGGGUACGCCGCAUCAGAUAGAGUGUCGGUCACAUCCGAGUCCGCGUCUGAGAAGACUCUCUGUGGUGAGAAAGAUUGGGGUUUAGGCAAGGUGACUGUUGUUGAAAUCGAGGAUGUCAGGGAUUCGGCGAGGUACGAGGAUCGAGAGGAGCUGGCUCAGCCCAGAAAGGCAAGAUGGUGGAGAAGAGCGCUGGCAUCUUUCGUCACCAAAGUCCGGGCCUCGCAUCGCCAACGGCAACAGGAGGAGGCAAGCAAGCUCGCAGUGGCGCAACGACCCGGAGUUACCAUGGUCGAGGUUAGCAAAGUGACGACUGUCAAUAUUGACCACUUGUCGUGUGAGCGACGGCGGACGCAGGCGAUCCGCGAGAAAGUGGGCAAAUUGAACCGGGCAGACGAUGCCAUGAUGCAGGGAGUAAGAGAUAUUUUGGAGCGCAGCAAGAAACUCAACAAGGAGCUCAAAAGCUUGCAAAAGGACCUGAUGAAGUACGCCUAUCGUCGCUCGCGUGGGGGUGUGUCCUUGUGGGCUCCUGAAGAAGCGCGUUUGCGGGGCUCAACGUUCUGGCAGCAGCAGCAGGGACAGCACGGACAGACCCUUGAUGCAGACAGCGCGGCGGGAAGGCCUUGGGGCGCGCCGUUGGACGAUCAUCGCUGUGGCCACGGUACCCUGCAGCCUAGGGCGUUUUCUCUGUCUGCCAUUCUGUGCACAAGGCGACGUGCGCAGGCCAUGGAGACAGGAAAUGGCGACAUAAGCGGCUUGUCCAUUUGGCGUCGUCACAGUUUCCUAUUUCGUGGAAUGCUCUUGAUAAUUCUUGUUUCCCACGUUCGAUACCUCAAUAUUCGGGGAUGUGCGCCCCUGAGAUGA
This is a messenger RNA of Colletotrichum costaricense, 1752 nucleotides long. RefSeq lists its product as uncharacterized. NCBI's taxonomy places the organism in Eukaryota, Fungi, Ascomycota, Sordariomycetes, Glomerellales, Glomerellaceae. The record is from RefSeq and is a predicted model, not a curated record. Bases 1 to 1752 code for a protein of 583 amino acids. The transcript has 6 exons.